AUGGUGAGGGAAUCAUUUUACCACGACGUUCUGCUGCAGUGGAUCCCUCAGGACAGUGACGGCCUUUUGCUCAACCGCUGCGAUAAGGCAUCUCGCAUAUGCCUUUCUGCUGCAAGCAGGGCGUUAAGGUCCAGUUUCGGACAUUGGCUCGUGACGCAGUAUGCAGAUUCCAUCUCGCAGUUGGAGGAGUGUGGAUUCCUCUACUGCAAGCUGUUCGCCCACCAUGGGGGGCUAGACGCCAAGAUUACUCUGGCCAAAGCUUUCCCUGGGUUCGGGUUCUGCGGCCUGUUGUGGCGCGGAGAGCUGAGCAUGUGCCCUUUGGACAUCAUCACGGGUGCUGACAAAUAUGAGGUGAAAGACCUCUUCUACCGCUUGCUGGAGCAUUUUCCAUGCUUUAUGGGCUCCGUACUGGCGGAGCUGUUCAGCCGCCUGCAAGGUGGGAAAGACGGCGCCCAACCAGAGAAGCCUACGCAGGAGCCACUUGCGAAAGCCUUGGCGACAUUGGAAACCGUGCUUGCUAAAUGGCAGACAGAUGUCAGAGAAAAUUACCCGUAUAGGUUUCGAAGACCAAAUGAGCUUGUGGCCAACAUGAUUUGUUCAAUCCCUCCUGCCGAGGCGCUGAGAUGUGGAUUCGCACCUUGGUUUGUUAAGCUGACCAAAGGGAGCAUCCUCCAUUCAGCCGCUUCCUCGACGGCUGUUUUUCUGAAGAUACAAGAGGAUUGCAGCAGUCGUGAAGCGCUGUGUGUAGAGUUUAUGAACAUUUUGUGCGGAGUAAGCCAUUGCGGUCAUUGUCCACAGGCAGUGGUAUUGAUGUUUCAGGCUUGCUUGCGAGUGGUGGAAGAUGAUAACUUUAACCUUGGUCCUUCCGCUGAAUACGGUGUGCAGUUGUGCCAGGCGCUUUCAAUCCUGGCCAAAGCCAAGUCUGUCUGGAGGGGGCCACACUCCAAGAGAACAAGGGAAAUUCAUCUGCGGCAGCUCUUGGACAAGGCCUUUGAGCGUCACAAGGCCAUGCUUGCAAACAACGAAUCCGAAGCCCCGGAUGUUUUGGAGGAGACCUGCAAAGGGCGGCACCUCCGGUACUAUCCUGCACACAGCUUCACGCAGGAAGAGCAGCGGUGGAUCAGCCACUUCGAAGCCAGAAUCUUCGAUUUGGCGGCUCCCAAGGUUGGUUGCUCUAUGCGAUGGGCCGGAGAGAACGCAGCAUGGAAUUCCACUUUUCUGAAAGGCUUUUUGAGGGCAAAGACGCAGCGCUUCGAUGCUAUUUACGGGCCUGUACAACAUGCACAAACCCAAGAAGAGAUCGAGGCUUGCAGAAAGAAAUGGGUUCGCCAAUGGCUCACAGGAGUCGUCACCGUUUUACAGCAACAUUCGAUUCCAGUUUAUCCAGGUCCUACCGAGUUUGAUGAUGACUACGCCACUUUUUCAGAUGCAGACCUUGAGGAGAUCCAGUCUGUAUGCAGUGCGAACCCAUUUUUGAACGAGACCUUGGAAGAGUUUGUAGAUGCUCUUCUUGAACUUCGACAAGAAGCCCCAUGA
Cladocopium goreaui is the source of this 1536-nucleotide messenger RNA. NCBI's taxonomy places the organism in Eukaryota, Dinophyceae, Suessiales, Symbiodiniaceae. The record is from the annotation of a GenBank genome assembly.